AUGAGCUCCCAGGAUGGCGUUACCACCGACAAUCAAAAUACUCUGACACUAUCAACUCAUCACAUCACUCACGCACAUGAUCAUGCUGACAUUGCCUUGACUCGAUACCAAUCGUUUGUCGAUAUGUUAGACCACCCGAUGAACUAUCAGUCCGUGAACCCCGGCUCCUACUCGGGCUAUCAUCAUCGACAGAUGCAGUUUAUGGCUGUGAAGAUGAUGCGGAGCCAACAGGAAAGAGAGCGAAACGUUCAACGGAAACUUGGAAUAGGCAUAGAGCUGCUCACUGACGUGGAUUUGGCAGCUAUUCAAGGUUUUCAGAAGGAAGCCAGAGAGGCGAUGCUGGAUUACAAGAGGCAGCUCGAUUCUCGGCCCGCAUUUACGUCCGAAUAUUUUCCAGAGGUACCGGCAGGAUGGAGCGGCAACUCCAAGCAGCCAGAUAGAGUUGUAGUCUCUGCAGAUUGUGUAGAAAAGCGAGCAGAUGCACAGUCAUCCGUUGUGCUGACCAAAACUAUCGAGGCUCGGCCCUUUCAGCGGCAAGACCCAUCUUAUCUGAACAGUGCGGAGCGAAAGCUUCUCGCAAAAAAGCAAGCAGAGCAUAACGCAGCACAGGCGGCACAAGACGCGAACCAGUCUAAGAACAAGAAGCCUCCCCAGUCUGCUCCAAAAGACACUUUAAAGCAAGUGACCCUCUCCCCUGAUGAACGAAUCUCUGAGGAACCAGAGCCCCUUGUGCGAGACACUUCUGGCUUCACGCCCACGCCACAGUCUCUUAUUGUGCAGAGAAUGGAUAAUUUGCAACGAUUGCGUAACGCAGUGAAUAUAGUUGUCAUGCGGAACAGGGCACAAAGAGCUUUGCGCCAGAUACAAAGUGCUUACGCAGAAUUUCUGCCCAUAUAUCUGCGCAAUAAUCAGCAACUUCGGGAUAAAUCGGCAAUCUCUUCUACCUCUCAGCAGAGACGGCUUGUGGGGCUGACACUGGAAAAGAAAUGCCCAGAAAAUGUCGCACAAGCAUACCACGAGCUUCUUUCAUUAGUUGAUAGACACAGCAAUCAAGCUGAGGGCCAAAACGACACAGAGCAUCCUGUCUUGACCUUUAACACAUGCUUAACGUUUCGCCCACCCCCAAUGACAGUUCUGUCUUCAGUUUCGUUGGCGAACACUGACAAGUCUGAUUUGCAAAUGGGUCCUUCUAUGAGUAGAAGUAUUCCAGAACUACUUUUCUAUCGUUUUAGUUCCACAAAAGGAUGUAAUGACAAGCUCCACGUAGAUGGAAAGGCAGUAAGAGAAGAACAGAUCUCUAUCAUCCUCGACUUCAUCUAA
Messenger RNA from Giardia duodenalis, 1320 nucleotides. RefSeq lists its product as uncharacterized. The transcript has a single exon. NCBI's taxonomy places the organism in Eukaryota, Fornicata, Diplomonadida, Hexamitidae. The record is from RefSeq and is a predicted model, not a curated record. The coding region runs from base 1 to 1320 and encodes 439 amino acids.